UCUUUUCUCCGUCCUUCAAACCUUCUCCCUCUCUCUUCCGCCUCUCCCCCCAGACCCUAGCAGCCGCGGCGGCCGGGGCCAGCAGCCAGCAGCGCCGCGCCUCCCCCUCCCCGGCGCGCCUCCCCCUCCACGCCUCUCCGCCUCCAGGCUCCGGACCCACCUCCUUCUGCCCCCUCCCUGCCUCCCAUACCUCCGGCGAGCCGCCGCCGCCGCUCAAAGGGGCCGCCGGGAUCCUACCAGUCCGUCGCGGUGACCCGCUGAUUGCUUCCGGGAUGGCGACCUCGACGCUGCUGCGUGCUCUGAGGCGGCCCUCGUCGGUGGCCGCGCUGCGAUUGGCAACGACUGCCAAUGUGCAAGCCGUUACUGGAUAUAGGCAUCUGAAUAAUCGGAAUCUAAGUGUGUUCAACGAGUUCUCAAAGCAGCUGAAGGGUGAGGCUAAGAGUAAUCCUGAAUUCCAGAAAUCCAUGAAGGAGUUCAGUGAGAAACUUGGUGUGGUAAAGGAAGAUCUCAAAGUAAGAACUCAGAAAACAGCCGAGACAAUUUCCAAGAGUGUUGAAGAUGUUAUGACUGAAGCUGAGGCAACAUCCAAAAAGGUUACUGCAAAUGUUAAAGAAAAAAUGUCUGCUGCUACAGAAGAGGUGAAGGAAAGCUUUGGACUAGGAAAGGAAGGAACUUCAAGCUUCAGAGAUGGUUCACAUGGAACUUCAAAUCACGGGAAAACUGAGGCGUCCUCACACUCAGAUGACAAGUCCCAAGAUGCCACAAGUGCCUAUAUGUUGUUUGAUAAAUUAAGGUCAACAUUUUCAUCAGCUUCACCAGUUGUGUCUGGUGCAUUUGCAAAAUUGAAGGACACAAGAGUCUCAACUUUAGCUAAGCAGGGAUAUGAAAUUGUCAAAGAUGAACUAAGCUCUAGCUCUAGCAGAAAAAAGAAAAACCAUAUUAGGCAAGCUUAUUCUGCAGCUGUAGAGAAGAGUACAAGAACUGAUAUAGUUAUUGUACCAACAAAGAAGUCAGUGGUGGGUGAAAAAUGGGAAGCAAUCAAGAAUAAGAUGCGAGGUCAUCCAGUCUAUAAGAGGGUGAAUGAGUACACCAAACCUGUCGUAACAAAGGUGAACGAGUACACCAAACCUGUUGUAACAAAGGGACAAGAGGUAGCUGAGGAUGUCCGAGAACGAUGGGAGACAAGUGACCAUCCAGUAGUUCAGAAAAUUCAAGAUAUUAAUGAAACUAUUUUUGAAGAGACAGCUACUGCAGCAUCUUUCAGGGAAAUUCGGCGACGUGACCCAUCCUUUUCAUUAUCCGAUUUUAUUGGUGAUGUUCAAGAAAUGAUCAAGCCUGUUCUUACCGCAUAUUCAAAGGGUGAUCUGAAGACUUUAAAAAAGUACUGCACCAAGGAAAUACUUGAACGAUGCGAAGGUGAGAGGAAAGGAUAUGCAUCACAAGGCAUGUUUUUUGAUCACAAGAUUCUUCACAUAUCUGAUGCUGACGUAAGGGAAACAAAGAUGUUGGGAUCAGCACCCAUCAUUCUCGUGAUGUUCCGAACACAGGAGAUUCAUUGUAUUCGUGAUAAAGAAGGACAAGUAACAGAAGGAGGACAGGAUUCCAUUCGAACCGUCUACUAUCAAUGGGCAAUGCAACUCAUGGACAGCGAUGAGUUGCCAGAAGAAGAAUCAUACUACGCAGUUUGGCGGUUGCGUGAGAUGCAUCAACUUGGUGUCAAGGCCCUUAUAUAGAGUAGCUCUUCGCUCUUUCUUCGUUCGGAUUAGCCAUUGCCACUGGUGCAUUGCCGUUCGGAAUGGAAGAACCUAAAUGUUCCAAGUCUCACCGCCCGACAAACUAUGCAGGCAAUUUUCCAUAAGUUGUUUCUCUAGUUUUAAAUACUAAUGACAGCCAACCUCCCAGUUUCCUGUCCCGUUCUGUUUUGAUGAUGUGUAUCUAAUGUGUACGGCAUCCGUAAAAUCAGCUCCCCCUUUUAGCAAGUUACUAGAAGCCGAGAACGGCUGUAGUGCUCAGAUUGUUCUUGUUCUGAGUCGGAGAAGCCAGAGGCACCAAACAAAAAGUGCUGAUUACUCUUUCCACUGGCAAACAACGUUGCCGGUGAGCAAUAAUUUUUGAAGGGAAGGAACCACAUUUGAGUA
Messenger RNA from Aegilops tauschii subsp. strangulata, 2138 nucleotides. Its product is annotated as mitochondrial import inner membrane translocase subunit TIM44-2. The record is from RefSeq and is a predicted model, not a curated record. Gene Ontology annotation, cellular component: mitochondrial inner membrane. Gene Ontology annotation, biological process: protein import into mitochondrial matrix. Lineage: Eukaryota; Viridiplantae; Streptophyta; Magnoliopsida; Poales; Poaceae. Gene Ontology annotation, molecular function: protein-folding chaperone binding.